CUUUUGAAUUAUUGACUAAAGGCAACAACUAAUAACAAUUCGAGAUUUACGAAAUAAACUAACCUUAUAACGGAAAGUGAUAUUAUAUUAUAAAAAAAAAAGCACUUUAUAAUAUAAAGCAAAUAUGAAAUACCCAACAAAAAAGAUCUCACUCACUAUAAAUCCCUUUCCUCUUUGCCUCCCCAAAAAACGCUCACACUCCUAAUCCCUCUCAAGUUUUCAAACCAAUCUCUCUCUCUCUCUCUCUCUCUAAGUCAUUAACAAUGGGGCGCCUUCUCUUCCGUCUUCUCCAAGAAACCAAUUCUACAUCUCCGCCGGAAGCUCCUCCACCUUUCAACUCCGACCUCGUCCUCAUCCUCGCGGUUCUUCUUUGUGCACUGACAUGUAUCAUCGGCUUAAUCGCCGUCUCUCGAUGCGCAUGGCUCCGCCGUAUCGCCUCAAGAAACAGAUCGGAUCAAACUCAUCCACCGCCGGUAGCUGCGGCUAACAAAGGUUUGAAAAAGAAAGUCCUCCGAUCGUUACCGAAACUCACUUACUCGCCGGAUUCUCCACCGGCGGAGAAACUCGUGGAGUGUGCCAUCUGUUUAACGGAAUUCGCCGCCGGAGACGAGCUUAGGGUGUUGCCGCAGUGUGGACAUGGUUUCCACGUAUCGUGUAUCGACACGUGGCUCGGAUCACACUCUUCUUGUCCUUCUUGCCGUCAAAUCUUGGUGGUUGCCAGGUGUCAUAAAUGUGGCGGGUUACCCGGUAGCUCAACCUCAGGAUCCGAACCUGAUACCCGAAUCAAGCAACGAGAAGAUGAUCCUGCUAACUUCUUACCUUGAUUCUUUAUUUUAGACAUAUCCCCAUUUUAUUUUUUAUAAAUGGAUUUCGGUUAAACAAGAUAUAAUAUUAAAAAGUGUUCUUUAUCAUUUUAAAGGAUAAUGUUACUCUGUCAUGUAUAUAUAUUUUAUCUAUUGUAAAUUUUAUCAUGGAAUGGAAAGUUUAUCUUUAUUUCUU
Molecule: messenger RNA, 999 nt
Organism: Arabidopsis lyrata subsp. lyrata
Lineage: Eukaryota; Viridiplantae; Streptophyta; Magnoliopsida; Brassicales; Brassicaceae
Product: RING-H2 finger protein ATL8
Exons: 1
Coding region: 264-824 (186 amino acids)
Source: RefSeq, a predicted model, not a curated record